UAUUUUUAUUUGCUCUGGGUUAGCUAUUGGCCGCUAUCUCGCCUGGCAGUAAGCGAUGAUGGGACCUACGACGGAGCACGACUACCCAUAAGCAACCUAUUUACUCGGGCCUUGAGGACAACCCAAUUAAAGCCUUCGGGAAAUACAGACUCCGGUGAACAAUUAACUAAAAUACACUUGAAACAACAUUUAUAUUUAGGUUAUAUACUUUACAAUUUGAUAAUAUUCACGUAAACAAGCUACUGGUGAUUACACAACGCGAUUGAGCUGAUCACAUCAAUGACUCCUCUCAGUCCUUGUGCAGGAACUUGUUGAAUGCUCCGUAUGAAGUCUCCAGGUCGAAGAGUAGCUGCCGCACCUGACUCUCCGACAGCUCAUCCGAUGCUGACAUCUCGGACAGCUUGUCCACCCACUCUUGUACCUUGAUCUUCCCCUCGAAGUCCUCAGGCAGCAUGAUGAGUCGGUCCAUGGUAUCGCGGAGGUCACGCAGCUCUGGCUGGAUCAUGUCCAUAGCGCGGAACUCCAGGCGGAGUUUGUCCAUCAGGGUUAUGAAUAACGAGACAAUUUCAGCAAUGUAUUUGUUGGUGUUUCCUUUGUCAUCUUUGAUGAGGUUAGGUUUGUUUUCCCUUAUCCUCUCCAGAGCAGCUGGGCAGUCCAAUCUGUACUUGGCAACAAAAGCUUCAAUGUUGGGGAACUCAUCAGCCUGUACUUGUUUGAAAGCUACACGGUACUGCACCAGUAGUCGGCUGCAAGCUGCUGUGUACUCCUGUGCUCGUACACAGUCCCUCAUGUACGCCUUCUCAAGAUGCUGCAGUGUGCUGACCACUGCAUACAGCUCUGCCAUAUUGUCAUGCUUUUCACGUUCCCUGGCAUUUCUAUAAAGCUUUACUUCCUCGUAUAAUUCUGGUCUUGUGUCCUGCAUUUUUAUAUCUUUCUUGUAAACAAAUUAUUAGUUCACUUAAAUCGUAGAAUCACUACGGCAAAUCAAAGUUUUGAUAAAAUAUUGUCGAAUUAUAUUUUUAUUCGAUUAUAAACAGAGAUGAUGACAAAUGCCUUACUAUCUUAUC
Molecule: messenger RNA, 1067 nt
Organism: Spodoptera exigua (beet armyworm)
Lineage: Eukaryota; Metazoa; Arthropoda; Insecta; Lepidoptera; Noctuidae
Source: the annotation of a GenBank genome assembly